Messenger RNA from Pochonia chlamydosporia 170, 2136 nucleotides. RefSeq lists its product as hypothetical. The transcript has a single exon. Lineage: Eukaryota; Fungi; Ascomycota; Sordariomycetes; Hypocreales; Clavicipitaceae. Bases 1 to 2136 code for a protein of 711 amino acids. The record is from RefSeq and is a predicted model, not a curated record.
AUGUCGGACCUCAAUGUACCCAUUGCCAUUCGGCGACCACGUCGAAGCAAUGUCGGCAUCGUGAAAGAAGAACAAAGCGAGUCCGCAACCUUGCUACCCAAGACUCCUCGACGGACAAAGAAGGCGGUUCGGUUUUCUGAUCCUGGUCUUUCAUUGUCCAGCGGAUUGACUCCCAUGAUUCGUCGGACAUCUAUGAACACGCCUCGACAGCAGCGCCGAGCAUCAACGCCAGCUCGAUUCAGCAGAAGCGGAACUCCAGGUCCUCAACAUACAGCAUCUCAUUCCUGCGAUCGAUUCACAGCCUCAAACUCGCUGCAUCACACCAUUGACGGCCGUGUUGAGAGGCGGAUUCGCCGCAACAACCUCCGCGACUUGCUCAACAAGCUUGAACAAGAAAAGAGGCGCAAGGCCCAGCAGUCUCACGCCGAGAUUAGCCAUCUCAGAUCCGAGAUCAAAUCUAGAGACAGGGAAAUAUAUGAACUGCAAAACGCAACAAUCAUUGUUGACAAUGAGAGGAUUUGGGAUUUGGAGCAGCAGAUUGAGAGUCUCAAGGACGAAUUGGUCAAGAGACCGGAGACGCCUCAUGAUCAUACGAGAAGCUACAAUUGGACUCUGGCGGCUCGGGAUCCCUUUGCAGACGAGUACACGGACAUGAUGGUUGAUGAUGAGGAGUUUGGCGAUGCAACCAUGGCGCAUUUUGUGACGAGCACCCCCUCUAGGGCGAGGUCUUCGUUUCCCACGCCUCCUGCUACGAGUCCCAUGAUGCCUGCUACGCCGUGCUCCUCGAGACCAUGCCUGCCUACACCUCGAUCUCAUGCUGGUGUUCAGGUUUGCUUUCCUGAUCCGGAGAAACAACGGGCGUAUGAGGAGAUUGCGUCGUUGCAGCUGGAAAUGUGUAAGUUGACAGCUACGCUGGACUCAUACAAGAACCUGAGCUCGAAGCUGAAAGGGCAGCUCGUCUCUGUGGAACCUAUUACGCCUCAAAGCGAGGAUGCGUCUACAGCGGAUAUUCUGCAAGGGAAAAUUGCGUCGCUGCUGCAAAGCAUGUCUGAUCGGACGGAAGCUGUUGCACAGUUGACCGGAUCCAUUGCGGAGUUGGGUUUCGCUGGCACAGAUGCCAGUGAGAUGAUUACAGCUCUUUCAUCUGGGUUCCGAGCCGCUCGUCUGGAGCUGGAGUACCUCACGCCCGGAGAGAUUACCCUCCCACUUACUUCCCACGGCGCUGAGGUGCUAGACCUCUUGCUCACUCGACUACGCGAACUGGCUAAGAAGGUCAAGGAGGAUGAGUCCUCCAUCGACGAGUACCACGAAAUCGAGCAGUCUCUCCGCAAACAACUCGACGCGAGAGUGACUGCCAUGGAUGAUCUCAAGAGCGAAUUGAGCAAGGCAGAGCGCCUCCUCAACGAGAAGAACCUCAAAGUUCAGGAACUUGAGAUUGGAAACGAGCGUCUCAAGGGUGCAGUCGACGGGUACAUUCGUGACAUUUCUGAGCUUGAGAAGCUAGUUGAGCGAAUGGAGGAGGAGCACCGCGAUACAUCGGCUACACAUUCGGCGCAACGGGAGUUUGACAGACAGGAGCUCUCGAAGAGAGAUACGAGCAUCACCGAAUUACAGGAGAAACUGGCUGAGGCGGUGCGACAAUCUGCCAAUCUGCAAAAGGAAAUCAGUGACGUGCAAGACAGCAGUACCCGACAUGUUGUGUCGCUGAAUAAACGUCACGGCGCGGCUUUGGCUCUUCGGGACGGGAGGGUUCUGGAGCUGCGUGGUGAAAUUGACAGAGUGAAUGAGUCUUUGCGUUCUGCUCAUGAGAGUAUUCGAGUGUUGCGCGUGGACAAGGGGAGUCUGCAGGGCCGUAUGGAUGAGGAGAGGGAAAAGGCCAAGGCGGCAAUGGACUCGAUGAAAGCUGAGUUGCAGCGUGUUUUGCAGAUGAGCCAGGAGUUUUUGAGCAGUCCUAAGAGGGCUAGGAAGCAGGGUGUCCUGCGUGACGAGGAGGAGGAUGAGCUUGCUUCUUCUCCGGCGGGUGUGGAGAGGAAGAUGGCUGGUGAUGGUGCGGUUCAGGGGAAGGGGAAGAAGCUUCGACGACGGUAUGAUAGUGGCUUGGGACUCUUGGAGGAAGAUGAAGUGGAAACUUUUUAG